This is a messenger RNA of Glycine soja, 1294 nucleotides long. RefSeq names its product carboxylesterase 1-like. The transcript has a single exon. NCBI's taxonomy places the organism in Eukaryota, Viridiplantae, Streptophyta, Magnoliopsida, Fabales, Fabaceae. The record is from RefSeq and is a predicted model, not a curated record. Gene Ontology annotation, molecular function: hydrolase activity. Bases 79 to 1035 code for a protein of 318 amino acids.
CUACAAUCUACACAUUGAAACAUACAAGUACGACACUUCCAUCUUCAUCGUAAACAAACCUCAAAGUUGCAUUCCACCAUGUCUAAACAACCCAUUGAUCCCUUUCGCCACAUCAACAUAGUUCUCAACCCUAACGGAACCCUAAAUCGCUUGCGCCAUAUUCCCAGCACCGCACCCUCUUCCGACCCCACUCUCCCAGUUCUCACCAAAGACAUCACCAUCAACCAACAAAACAACACAUGGCUCCGCUUAUUCCUCCCCCGAAUAGCACUAUCCCCAAACCCUAAGAAGCUACCUCUCAUCGUUUUCUUCCACGGCAGCGGCUUCAUCGUAACCAGCGCCGCCUCCACUAUGUUCCACGACUUCUGCGCCGCCAUGUCCGCCGCCGUCCCCGCCGUCGUGGCCUCUGUCGAAUACCGCCUCGCGCCGGAGCACCGUCUCCCGGCGGCGUACGACGACGCGGCGGAAGCCUUGGAGUUUAUCCGAGACAGCAGCGAGGAAGAAGAAUGGUUGACCAAACACGCCGACAUGUCUAAUUGCUAUCUCAUGGGGAGCAGUGCGGGGGCCACAAUCGCCUACUUCGCGGGUCUACGCGCGACCGACACGGCGAGCGAUCUCUCGCCGUUGAAGAUCAGAGGGCUGAUAUUGCGGCAGGUGUUUUUCGGUGGGACCCAGAGGAGCAAAUCCGAGGUUAGGCUGGAGAACGACGAGGUUCUUCCGCUGUGUGUGACGGAUUUGUUGUGGGAGCUGGCGCUGCCGGUUGGCGUUGACCGUGAUCACGAGUAUUGCAAUCCGAGGGCUGAGAAGUGGGUUGGGAAAAUGGGGAAGAUGAGGGAGCUAGGGUGGAGGGUGUUGGUGAGUGGGAAUGGAGGGGACCCUGUGAUUGAUCGUGAGAAGGACUUGGUGUUGUUGUUGGAGGAGAAGGGUGUGGUUGUGGUGAGUGAUUUUGAUGAAGAAGGGUGCCAUGGGGUGGAGUUUGGUGAUGAAUCCAAAGCAAACCAACUCAUUCAGGUAGUCAAACGUUUUGUUUCAUGAAUCCAAGGAUAGUACAAGCUCAUGAUUUUUCUCUUUUCUUUUUGAGAUCAUCCUAGUAUGAACCUUAUGUUAGUUCUUGUCUUGUGCUUACCUUUCCUCUUCAUAUAUGGUUGAUAGAGUUAUUAUCUUAGGGAAAUGCUACUAGUACUUUUCUUUCCAGGCAUCUAAGAAAUUGCAGAAAUUGUCUGAAAAGUGAGUCAUGUAAUGGAAAAGUGAUCAAACUAAUAAAUUAAAUUUAUAGGAAAUCAAUUUAGCAACA